GUGUGUGAGUAUAUGAAUGUAUCUACACAUGUGCGAGUGUGAGCGUGUGUAUAUAUCUACGCGUAUAUAUAAAUAUGGAAGACAAGCUUAAAAGUCCAUCGCCGCGCCUCUUUUAUUCUUCACUUUUUUUCUUUCAGCAUGAACCUGUAGAUUGAUCGAAAUAAGACCAUGGAAAUAGAAACAUACAUCCAUUUUCCGAGAGAGAUCUUCAACCGGUUUUCGGUCAGUUUCAUAUUCAGAUGUAUAAGAGUUCUCAUCAAAAGAUCUGUGUCUUUGCCUUUUAACUAAUCAGUAAUCAGCAAUCAAUCUCUUACAUCGAUCUCCCUCCUUGUCCUUUCUUUCUUCAUCUUGGUUUCGUUUUCGAUCUUGAAUGAGAGUACUAUAAGGACGGGAACGUGUGAAGGAAUCGAAAAAUGUCGAGAAAACCGUGUUGUAGCGUACAAGGGUUAAAGAAAGGGGCAUGGACCACAGAAGAGGACAAGAAACUCAUCGCUUAUAUCCAAGAAUUCGGCGAAGGCGGAUGGCGCCACGUUCCCCAAAAAGCAGGGUUGAAAAGGUGCGGAAAGAGCUGUAGACUGCGAUGGACAAACUAUCUGAAACCCGAUAUCAAGAGAGGAGUGUUUAGUCCAGAGGAGGAGCAAAUCAUCAUCAUGCUUCAUGCUUCCUAUGGCAACAAGUGGUCGGCCAUAGCAAGGCAUUUGCCGAGGAGAACAGACAACGAGGUUAAGAACUACUGGAACACGCAUCUCAAAAAGCGACUGUCCGAACAGAGCAUCGAUGCCUUGGCACACAAGCCACUCGGUUCUAACCCUAGCUCUUCUCUCGAGAAUUCCAAUUCCCAAUAUGCCUCUAACCCCGAUGACGACGAGCAAUCCCUCUCUCCUCCGACAUCGUCAGAAGGUCCCUUGAGCUGCAAGAAGCUUUCCUCAACGUCGAAUUUCACUUCUCUCCUGUUAAACAAAGUGGCCACUCGGGUUACUUCCGUGAAGGGAAUCUUGUCGGCUUCCAUUAAUGGUAGCUUAACCGAUCUAACGCCGCCAUCACGCCUCCCUCGAGAUCUUUCCCAGGUUUCAAUGGAAACCGAUGAUUUUGAUUUGCUCUCCCAAUCUUCUUCAUGGUACAAUGAACAACUAACCGACAACUCGUUGGAAACUAUGACAAAACCCACAACUGCCAAUUUCGACUUCAACGACCAAGAAUAUGAUUUCUCGCAGUUUCUUGAGAGUUUUGAUAAGAACGAUGAAGAGAAUAAGAACAAUUUCUCCCAAGAUGUCUCAUCAACUACCACCGUUGAUGAGGAUGCGAAUGCGAUAAGCCGGAUGGAUGGUUGGUCCGAUUACAUUCUCGACCAUCCGAAUUUCAUAUGAUUCGAAUUCCACGUGGGCGAGAAAGAGAAGAAGAUGGAAGAAAACUAAAGGAAAUAAUACACCGUGUGAUUAGUUGGACUUGUGUAGUCGUGGGGACAACAGUUGUGACAUGUCGGAUGUUUCAGAUCUCAUGUGCAUAUCCAUUAGAUAAAAUCCGAAGAUUAGGGUUUUAGGGCAUCGUAUUGAAUAAAAAAGGGUUCUCUAAUUAGAUCGAGAACGGACCACUGCUUCUUGAGUUGUAAAAUAAAUCUAGCCCAUCAAUUAGUGUUUGAUUCGCGGAUUAUAAUAAAGUUUUUUUUUUAA
Molecule: messenger RNA, 1670 nt
Organism: Tarenaya hassleriana
Lineage: Eukaryota; Viridiplantae; Streptophyta; Magnoliopsida; Brassicales; Cleomaceae
Product: transcription factor MYB28-like
Exons: 3
Coding region: 414-1367 (317 amino acids)
Source: RefSeq, a predicted model, not a curated record